This is a messenger RNA of Monoraphidium neglectum, 273 nucleotides long. RefSeq lists its product as hypothetical. The record is from RefSeq and is a predicted model, not a curated record. The transcript has a single exon. The annotation marks the transcript as partial. Lineage: Eukaryota; Viridiplantae; Chlorophyta; Chlorophyceae; Sphaeropleales; Selenastraceae.
GCCGAGGAUGCGGAGGACAUUGACAUCCUGGACGACGUGCUGCUGCUCAGCGACGAACGCCAGGGCGCAGCGCUGACCUCGGCCGGCGCGGCGCGCGAGCUGGGGGACGGCGGCGGCGCCGGCAGCGACGGCGAGGGCGACGGCGCGGCGGAGGGGCUGGACCAGUUCUUGGUGGGCGUGCUGCCGGGCGGCGGCGGGGGCGGCGGCGCGGAGGCGGAGGGUUUCGCGGAGGAGAUGCUGGGGGAAGACCUCGGGGACGAUGACGUGGCCUGA